Molecule: messenger RNA, 1219 nt
Organism: Bipolaris maydis ATCC 48331
Lineage: Eukaryota; Fungi; Ascomycota; Dothideomycetes; Pleosporales; Pleosporaceae
Biological process (GO): protein deneddylation; proteolysis
Molecular function (GO): cysteine-type peptidase activity; deNEDDylase activity
Source: RefSeq, a predicted model, not a curated record
ACCCACCGCGAUCGCACCACACCCACACCACACCACACCUCCUCUACAAAUCACGGUGGCAGCGCGUGCCAACAUGCACGGCUCCUUCUCAAGAAUCAAAGACAAGGCGAGGCGGCGUUUGGGAGACCCCAGCCCGGAUGAGGCCUAUCUUUCAUACUACGACGUGAGGGUGACACGAGCGGAUCUUGAUAGUAUCAAGACCAAUGACUGGCUCACCGAUAAUGCAAUUGCCUUUUGGCAGGAAUACCUCGAACGCGAAGAGCUUAUCAACUACCCCAAAGCCUCCAUUGUCCUCCUGCGCCCCUCCAUGUCCUACAUGCUCAUGCAAGCCGCAGAGCCCCUCGCCCUCAAGGAAGCCCUACCGAAUUUCAGCCACACAACACAUGUCUUCCUACCCAUAAACGAUAAUAUGGAUGUGACGCAGGCAGAAGGCGGAUCCCAUUGGUCUUUGCUGCUGGUGUCAAUUAUUGAUGGCGUCUCCUUCCACUACGAUUCCAUGAGCCAGGCAAACGAGCGCGAGGCACGGAGCACGACUAUGAAGCUGGAGCAAUUGCUCGGAAAGAGACUGAGAUUUAUACCCAUGGGAGACAGCCCUCAGCAGGAGAAUGGAAGCGAUUGCGGAGUUUUUGUUUGUGUUCUCAUGCGCCACUUGUUGUUGAAGAGGCUGCUUAGAGCAGAUGCGAGCACCAAGGUGAGUAUGAGUAUGCGGGACGCCCAUAUCAACGCCAAGGAUGGCCGGAAGACGAUGCUCAAGGUAAUUGAGGAGAGGAGAGACGAGGGGAAGCGGAGACGCUCAGGUAGUCACUCGCCCUUUAGGAACUCAUCGGCACAUUCCAAGAGUCCACCACGCAUUGGUGAAGAGCAAUCGCAAUCGCAAUCCCAGGAGCGUUAGGCGCGACCUCGAUUUUAUCGAAAAGCUCGCACCCACGACAUAUAUCAUACCGCUAUCUAUAUCCUGUUGACACUAUACUCACUAGGACAUGCCCUAGUGGUUUGCCAGGGAGACAGCUUCAAAUAUCGAAUAUGAUGCAGCCUCAACCAUGUCAGCAAGAACAUUUAGCACCGUGAGCCAGUCGGUGCGUAUUUAAAAAGAAGAUAUGAGUUACGAUUUAUGAGUUUAUGCAUGAUAUGGCAAUAUGUGUGGAGGAGUGUUCGUGGUAGAUUUACGCCACAUUUAUACACAUUUAUAUAGCAUUUGAAAUAGCAGUUAUUUGCUUUC